ACUUUGACUCCUCACGUGAUCAUUUUCCACAGCUGCACUGCUGCUGCGCUUGAGGGAUGUAAUCAAUCAACCUCAGCAAAUCUCAGGGUUAGAAGUUCACAACCCUUUGUAGCUUAAUUGAUUAUUAUCACCAGAUUAUUGGUUUUGACGGCGGUACGAGUCGCUAUGGAUGAAGACUGUGAUGUAGCUGAAGACUUUGACUGUCCAAGCCUUCUGUGUGAAGAAGUGCAGGGUUUGGAAACAAUGGAUACCCAAAAGAAAACAACCAGUAGGACGAUUGAAGAAGAUGAGAGGGUGUUUAAUCAGAGAGAGGAUGAGAAGGCACGAGAGGAAAUGGUGUGCAAACAGAGGAAUAAGGGGAAGGAGGAAAGAAAAAAUACAGCUGUAUUAGAGAAGGAGGCCAUAGAGGGAGAGGAGGAGCAGGAGAAUGGCGAGGGUAGGCUGGAAGCGGAGUUGGCACAAGAUGUCCAGAUGGAGAGCAAAGAGAUUGAGGGCACCAAGGAAAUGAUUGCUGAUAAGCAAGUGAUUAGCAAAACAAAAAGUUCAGUAGAGAAAGAUGAGCAAAAGAAGGGCAAAAAAAAGGGGCGCGGUAAAAAGAAAUGUGAGCAGGUCAGAAAUAGGAGAGGAGUAAAGGAUGCCAGUGAGAGGUUAGAUGAGGAACAGAAAAGUCAGAUUCAGGAGGUGCCAAUGAUGAGCUUAGAUGAAGAUUUGGCUUUGUCUGAGCCCUCUGUUGGCUUGAUAAACAGUAGUGAUUUAUCUGACCCAGUCUACCUGGAAUUUGGGGAGACAGGGCUUUAUUGUCCUCCAGCCCCCAUUCCCCUGCUGUGCUCCUCACAGCCUUCAGUGCCAGUCCCACCUGCACCUCCUCAACCACAUGGGACGAAACGACCCCACAGCUCCCCUCUUCCCCCCAGUCUCUCCCAGCAGGCCUUACAGCCUCUCGAGAUGGAGAUAGCUGAAGUCUACUCAACUCGACGCUCCAUCCGCUACAGCACCAGGGGUCGAGGCCAGGCCCUCAACUUCUCUCUGCUGCCAGAGUUAGAGACUGUGGACAGCUGCCUACCACCACCUGCACCAAAAAAGAAAACACGAACCCUCUAUACUACAGACCAGUUAGAGCAUUUAGAGAGCCUGUUCCAGGAGGAUCAUUAUCCUGAUGCAGAGAAGAGGAAAGUCAUUGCUGCAUCCGUCGGCGUCACUCCUCAGAGAAUUAUGGUCUGGUUUCAGAACCGCAGGGCUAAGUGGAGGAAAGUACGCUCCAUCACUGCAAAAGUAGAACCUGCACAGAGUAGAGCUGAAUACAGUAGCAGCAGUCCUAAUCACAAAAUCAAUCUCACCCUGCCCACACUCACAUCCAACAGAAAAAGUGCUCAUUCUUUUUCUGGCCACUUUGCUGCCACCAUACCUCAGAUCACCACUGUUGCCUCUUUUCCUACACUGCCCAUUCAGACCCCACCUAUCUACAACAACCUGCUGGCCAGUCUCAACAGUCCAGGUCAGUGCAGAGGGAGAGAGAUGGGCCAACGCCGGCUUUCAGCUCAGGGUAGUUUACCAGAGUAUCACCCCCGUCCCAUGCACAGCCCUCCCCCUCUGCGACGAGCCAGCCUCCCUCUUUUCACAACAGCCUACAACCCUGUCAGCCCCACUCCAUCCCUCCUCAACACUCUAGCCCACACUCCACCUCUCUUCCUUGAUGCUCUGGAGGGUGGAUCCUCUUUUGCCCAUUGUGACACCCAGUCUCUCCAGACUGACACCAGUUCACUCUUUGACAUUGCGGAGAAUUGUCAGGCACCCACUCAGCAGAACAACAAUCUCUCUUACCACCUCCAGAACUCUUUCCUCACCAGUCUGCACCAGCCUCCAGCAUCAUUACCCCAUGUAGCUUACCUCACUCCAUCCCCCUACCUCACCCCCAACCCUCCUGAUUCCAACCCUGCCUCCUACCUGACCUUCGGCCCUGGAGGAAACUCUACUGGGGUAGUGACUUACUCCACUGGGGGGCACGCCUACUUCCAGUCUCAGAAUGCUGGACAAAUUCUGCUCCAGUCAACUCGGCGUGGAGGACUUUCUGUUUCGUGUGAUGGUGCAGCUGCUGGUUCUACAAACUGCUGUGAUGGUGCAGAGACAGGGUCCUCAGGUGGGCUCACAUCAUAUCCAUCGUACCCAUGGAAUAACGGUCAGCCAGCCAUGCACCAGCGUGCUCCAUGCCCUCCCACAUACCCGUCCAACGUGGGUUCUGUUCCAGACCACCAGACACCCUCUGCUGCCAGCCUGUCCCUAAAUUCAUUCUUCCCAGGCGGGGACCAUGGGCCAUCACAACCGAACUUCCAGCAUGCAUCACACACCCAGACACACACCACCACUAUCACUGCCGUCCUCCCACCUGUGUCAGCUCUGCGGCCUGCUUACCUCGCAGCAGAAAGUACCCCAACCAAGGUGUCGUCACUUCUGCAUUCUCAGGUCAGCUCUGCUUCUCCAGAAAGUCCUUCAGUGCCCCCUUCUGUAAAAACUGAGUAUGACAGCCCUCACGAGCUUCACAGCCACUUCCACUGUGACUUCUCUCCCAUACAUUUUUGACUUCAUGUUUGAGUUACAGGAGUUGUGUGUGUGUGUGUGUAUAUAUGUUUGCAUGUUUGGACUGCUUGUAAAUAAAAUGACAGAAUUUCUCUAUAUUUUCUAUUUGUAUUAUAAUACUCUUAAGUGGAAAAGUUAACAUUAUCAUGCUGCUUUAAGCUCGGCUGCAAUAAAUGCUCAUUGUUCUGCUGACCUUU
Messenger RNA from Melanotaenia boesemani (Boeseman's rainbowfish), 2771 nucleotides. RefSeq lists its product as uncharacterized. Gene Ontology annotation, molecular function: RNA polymerase II cis-regulatory region sequence-specific DNA binding; DNA-binding transcription factor activity, RNA polymerase II-specific. Bases 166 to 2577 code for a protein of 803 amino acids. Gene Ontology annotation, biological process: regulation of transcription by RNA polymerase II. NCBI's taxonomy places the organism in Eukaryota, Metazoa, Chordata, Actinopteri, Atheriniformes, Melanotaeniidae. The transcript is spliced from 10 exons. The record is from RefSeq and is a predicted model, not a curated record.